GUGACUUGUAGGCGACUCCGGCUAAUCCUCCCUUUAAGGCGCUGACACUGGAGAGGGGAAGAUGGAAAAAAUCUCCACUCUUGCGAGAGUCACGUAAACAACCUCACCUGUUCCAGGAUUCCACCAGUUAGCUGAGAAACUUCAGCAGAACGUCGCUGUCCUCCAGCUGACGCCGGUCCCCUCUCCGGUCCCCUCUCCUCUCUCUUGUCAUCAUGGCGGUCAACGCUGACGCUGAAGACUGGGGUGGCAUUGGCAGCAGCAGCGACUCCGGAGAACGAGCGAGGCUCCUGCAGAGCCCCAGCGUGGAUUCUGCCCGGCAUCCCGAGGCAGAAGAGAGGAGCCGGGGCGUGUCGGCUCUGGGUGCCGUCUUCAUCGUGGUGAACGCCGCGCUGGGAGCGGGACUGCUCAACUUCCCUGCAGCCUUCAGCAUGGCAGGAGGAGUGAUGGCAGGAGUGAUGCUGCAGAUGUUCAUGCUCAUCUUCAUCAUCAGUGGGCUGGUUAUCCUUGGCUACUGCUCUCAGGUCAGCAAUGAAGCCACCUAUCAGGAAGUUGUUCGAGCCACUUGUGGGAAAGUCACGGGGAUCCUCUGUGAACUGGCCAUCGCCAUCUACACGUUUGGGACAUGCAUCGCUUUCUUCAUCGUCAUCGGCGACCAGCUGGAUCGUUUGAUCGCUGCUGCUGCUCAUGAAAAGGACGGGUCACCUGAGGGUCACUGGUACACGGACAGGAAGUUCACCAUCGUCGUCACUGCAGUCCUGGUAAUUCUGCCUCUGUCCAUCCCCAAAGAAAUCGGCUUCCAGAAAUACGCCAGUGCUCUGAGUGUGAUGGGAACCUGGUACGUUACCAUUGUGGUUAUUGUGAAGUACAUCUUUCCGGACAAAGACAUGAAGCCAGACCACGCUCCAGCCGCUUCUGCUUCCUGGACUGCUGUUUUCAAUGCAAUGCCCACCAUAUGCUUUGGUUUCCAGUGCCAUGUCAGCAGUGUGCCGGUGUUUAACAGCAUGAAGACGAAGGCGAUCAAACCGUGGGGGUUUGUAGUCACUUGCAGCAUGAUAAUCUGCCUUUUUGUCUACAUUGGGACAGGUGUCUGCGGCUACUUGACCUUUGGCUCCAGUGUGAAUCAGGAUGUGUUGAUGUCUUACCCUCCUGAUGACAUCGCCGUGGCCAUCGCCAGAGCUUUCAUUGUCAUCUGUGUGGUGACUUCCUACCCCAUUUUACACUUCUGUGGCAGGGCGGUGGUAGAGGGCCUGUGGCUGCGUUUCCAAGGCGAGCAGGUGGAGGUGUGCGUUCGCCGCGAGCGGAGGAGGAGGAUCCUGCAGACGCUGGUGUGGUUCGUGGUCACCCUCGUCCUCGCGCUCUUCAUCCCAGACAUCGGCCGCGUCAUCUCGCUGAUCGGAGGACUGGCGGCCUGCUUCAUCUUCGUGUUCCCAGGUUUGUGUUUGAUCCAGGCCAAACUUUCGGAGACAGACAUUCGAACUACAAGCUGGCAUUUAUCGGUGAGCCUUGGCGUUGCCAUGAUAACACUGGGAGCCUUCAUCUUCGGCCUCACCACGUCCAACUCCAUCUACCAGGACGUUGUGAACUAAAACGGAUCCUGUCUGCUCUUUCCUCCGCAACAAGAACCGUGCUGCUACUGUGGAGAGAAUUGGUUGGGAAACCACUAUGGACACAUUUAGUUUUGUUUGUUUUUCUCAGUGAAGUUUAAAAACUACAUUUUGUUUUUUUUCUAUCGUUAUGUUUCCUGAAGAGAUAGGACUGAUUUGUUAUUUUUUCUUUCCCUUCUGCUCAACUCUGCAUGAACGACGCCCGUCUGGUUUACAGGAGCAGAAGGACUUUUGAGUGGAAGGGAUUUAUGAUCACAUUGAUUUUUAUUAAUGAAAUUGUACCAAUUUGUGAGUUUUACCCUGCAUGUCGCCAUUAUUCACUGAAAAUGUGACGAUGUUUCCGUCCUACACCAUCAUCAAAUCCAGGCGCUGCAGGUGGAUAAAAGGUGAAGCGUUUUGCUUCGGCGCUCAGCCAAAGUUGAUCUGUAAAUCAGGUAUUUAUUUUGAUUUUUGUUGUUUACUUUGAACAGCUUAAGUAAAAGCUCUUAAGCUGACGUGGAACAAAUGCAGCUUCUGUCGUGAGGGCAGACGAUUGACCUGGUGUCCAGAACCAGUCUACCCGGGUCGGUGUCGCGUUCAACCAAAAGAAUGACUUGUUCUGUGGUUACUGAACAACUAACUGACCUGAUAAAGAGCUCAUUUGUGUUGGAGGACACUGGUCCCUGAGGACUGGGGUUGGAAACCCCUUGGAAGAGCCAGUAUAAGAAAUUAACAUAAAAUGUAUCAGGAAAUCAUGUUUACCAGGAAAAUAGAAGGGAAUUAAACCUCAAAUGGUCGAGAGCCUUCAUCUGUGCUUUAACUGCAGCUCUUCUUUUACAUUUGAAGGAAGAUGUAAAUGUUAAGACCCUGAAGAAGUUUUUCUAAAAUGAUGUAAUUUGUAAAUGAGGGAAAGCAAUUAAUUUUUUUUUUUUGUUAAAAGUUUGGUUUGCUACAAUCUAAGCCAAAAAUGUUGUGCUGUAUUUAUUUAAACUCACUUAUAAUGUUUCCAUCUUCUUUCAUGUAUAUUUUUGUGCCUAAGCAUUUGGGAUUUAUCUAUAUAUACACUUUUUGGUGCUUCAUCUGAUUUAUGAUGGGAAAAAUCAACACUAAUCAAAUACUAAUCAUUCAUUUGAUUUAGAAUUACUUAAAUUCAUUGCUUUGAAAGCAGCAUGUGAAAAUAUUUAAAAAAUAAAUGGAAAAACUGUCAUUAAGCCAUUUGGUGUUACAUUUUUUUUUAUCAGAAUUAUGUAUAAAUGGGCUGACCUUGGUUCUUUAGCAUUCCCCAUUUAGAGUAAUUUAACCUGGUUUAUACUGUAUUAAGUCUUUCACAAUUUAAAGUGAAACAGAUAUCCGUUCAAAUUUGAAUGUAGCCAAUUGUACCAUUUUAAUAUCAAAAGUCAAUGACCAUUUACUCAAAACAUUAAACCUUUCCUAGAUUUA
Messenger RNA from Poeciliopsis prolifica (blackstripe livebearer), 3023 nucleotides. It is a transcript of the gene slc38a7, whose product is annotated as solute carrier family 38 member 7. Gene Ontology annotation, molecular function: L-histidine transmembrane transporter activity; L-asparagine transmembrane transporter activity; L-aspartate transmembrane transporter activity. The coding region runs from base 213 to 1586 and encodes 457 amino acids. NCBI's taxonomy places the organism in Eukaryota, Metazoa, Chordata, Actinopteri, Cyprinodontiformes, Poeciliidae. The transcript is spliced from 12 exons. The record is from RefSeq and is a predicted model, not a curated record. Gene Ontology annotation, biological process: amino acid transmembrane transport.